Raphanus sativus (radish) is the source of this 1610-nucleotide messenger RNA. RefSeq lists its product as uncharacterized. The record is from RefSeq and is a predicted model, not a curated record. The transcript is spliced from 2 exons. NCBI's taxonomy places the organism in Eukaryota, Viridiplantae, Streptophyta, Magnoliopsida, Brassicales, Brassicaceae. Bases 224 to 1510 code for a protein of 428 amino acids.
UAUUAAAACAUCUUUGUAUUUCUUUCUGUCUCUUCUUUACUUUCUCUCUGCAUCUUGUAAGUUUGGUUUAUGCUUCUAUGCUUCUUUCUUCUUGUUCUUGUUUACUUGCAUAUCACAAACGAGUGGAAGAAAUAGCAUGUCAACCUAUCUUUGUAUUUCUUUAUUUGAUACCUCAAAAAUAUGCUGCAAAGCCCAUGUGAACCUAUCUAUAUAUGCAUGAAACAUGGCAUCCUCAUCCAACGAUGAUGAACGGAAUUUAGAAAACAGGUUUGAAGAUUAUUUCGAAGAACAAAUCGAAGAAAUGUACAACACCAUGAUGGACAAUCAACCACCAGUACCGAGGAGACGAGCAUACAUAGAAAGAAACCGCGAGGAUGGGCACAACCGUUUAUGGAAUGACUAUUUCAGUGCGGAGCCGACUUAUCCACCUGAGUAUUUUAGGCGCCGUUUCCGAAUGAACCGGUCAUUAUUCACGGGGAUUGUUAAUCGCUUCUCCAAUGAAGUUCCUUAUUUUCAGCAUAGAAGAGAUGCAGUAGGACGGUUCGGGCUAACUCCACUACAAAAGUGUACUGCGGCAAUUCAUAUGUUAGCCUAUGGUUGUGCGGGUGACAUGGUGGACGAAUAUCUCCGCAUGGGUGAGUCCACUGCCUUAUUGUGUUUGGAAAAAUUUACUCAAGGAAUCAUUGAUUUAUAUGGAGAGAAGUAUCUACGAAAACCCACACCUGAAGAUCUUCAACGACUACUUGAUAUCGGAGAGGUACGCGGUUUCCCGGGGAUGAUAGGAAGCAUUGACUGUAUGCAUUGGGAGUGGAAAAAUUGUCCACACUCUUGGAAAGGUCUAUAUACACGUGGUGCAGGAAAGCCAACUAUUGUUCUAGAGGCGGUAGCUUCACAAGACCUUUGGAUAUGGCACGCGUUUUUUGGACCACCAGGUACCUUAAACGAUAUUAACGUCCUUGAUCGGUCUCCGGUUUUUGAUGACAUAAUCUAUGGUCGAGCUCCAAGACUUAAGUUCACCGUCAACGGUCACACCUACCAUAGGGCCUACUACCUCACCGACGGUAUAUAUCCAAAGUGGCCUACCUUUAUCCAAUCCAUCUCUCUUCCUCAAGGUCCUGAGGCGAAGUUAUUUGCCGAACGUCAAGAAAGCGCCAGAAAAGAUGUCGAGCGUGCAUUUGGAGUCUUGCAAGCUCGUUUUGCAAUUGUUAGAAACCCGGCGCUUCUUUGGGACAAGGAGAAAAUCAGCAACAUUAUCAGAGCAUGUAUCAUACUACACAAUAUGAUAGUAGAAGACGAACGAGAUGGAUACACUUAUGAAUACGAUACAAAUAUGUGGUUAGAAGGAGAAAUAAGCAGAAGUUCAGAGGUGGAUUUAUCGUUCUCUACCGACAUGCCUACGAAUCUCGGUAAUAUAAUUCCCACUCGGGAGGAUCUUCGCGACCAAAGCAUACAUGAACGUUUGAAGACCGAUUUAAUUGCAAAUAUAUUUGCAAAAUUUGGAAACCAAUAAUCCUAAUAAGUGUAUGAUCCUAAUUAUUGUAUGUUUGAUAUUUGUUUUUUCAAUAAUCAUAAUUUUAUUUUUCAUAAUUUAUAAUAUUAUUUUAUUCCAA